UCGGUGUGUUUAACUGUGAAGGUCAAGGAGCAGAUGUAACAGAUGUGUGCGUGUGUGAGAGAGAUUUAAACUUAUGUAAGAAAACAUCUGUUGGCUCUAUUUAUAACAUGUGACCUCAUGGUAUUACACUGGUACAGCUACUGCUAACGCUCAUGCUAAUGCUGUCUGUAAACACAGUGUGUUAUGGUCAAAUAUGUCCACCUAGCAGAGACAAACACAGGACAUGUGACCUCAGGCUCACACUCUUCCUUCAGUCAGGAAUGUCAUUGGAAGCCUAGGUAUUUGGACGGCUGAGAGUGUAGGUCAUAGUCGAGGGAAUGUGGGCUAAGUGUAUGUAGCUAAGACAGUGUGUUAGCAUGGUGUACGGGAAGUUAUGGUCGAUGCACAGUUAUGUUAUGGUCAUGUAAGACAGUGGUUGGGGUGGUAGACAUGUUAUACUUUAAUAAUAAACGGGGAGGUGUUGUGUAACAUAUUCAUUAUGUGUGUGUUGUCAUAAAACACUCGGCUUGUUGUAUAUCCUGAGGUAAUAAAAAUGUCUAAACUCAUUUACAGAAAUACACAUUGCAGUUCACCACUUCAGACAGUGGCUGCAGCAGAGAGUUACGCGGCUACGACCAGAGACGGAAGUGAGGUCAAUUUCAACCGGCGAAUGUUUAUAUUAUUUUUAGACCUCGUGUGAUCAGAUGCUGCGCCAUAAACCGGGGACAUGAACGACGAACUAACGGCCACUUUCACACAGCCCUGCGCUCAGUGUUCUGCUGUGAACUGGGCCGUUUCAGACGAAGGCCGUUUCUACUGCAGAAGCUGCCACAACGUCGCUGAGCGAACUGAAGAUGUGGUGGACACCACCUUCACUCCAGGCUCAGCCAGGAUCUCCAACCUCACCAGGAGGUCUAGGACCAGAACACCAGACCGUCAGUGGUGGAUCUGUGAAGGCUUUCAGUUCAUUCUGAAGAACCAGGCUGAUGCUCUGGUGGAUCUGGGAGUUUCUGCUCACUUCAGGGACCAGGUCUUGUGUCAGCUGUGGAGACUGUACCUUCAGAAGAGUCGACAGGCGUUCACCUCCGACCCCAUCAGAAGCUCCGCCCACCAACUGAGAAUCACAGACUCGGAUGUGGACAGUGAAGGAAGUGGCAGUGAUUGGUCAGGGGUGUUGGGCAACUCUGUCCAUCUGUCAGAGAGUCAAAGGCAGGUACAUACUCUGAUGAACAUGAGGAGAACCCUGGCCCUGAUCCACCUGGCUCUGGUGUGGAGCCGUGCACCGCUGACACUCAGUGAUGUCAUCAUGUUGGUGCGGGCUGGUCUUCUUCCAUACACUGAUGUCUACGAGAAACUUCCGGAUAAACUGAAGGUGGAAGGAGUGGAUGUCCUGACCUUCAGAGUCCACAAUGUACCGUCCCACCAGGAGCUGCACACCGAGGCUCAGGCUCUGGUUCACUUCCUGCAGCUGGAAACCUUUCCUCCAAUCAGCAGCCAGAGUCAGCUGCACCCAGCACUGCUCAGCCUUCGCUAUCUAAGCGAUGCUAACCUACCCGACCAGCUCCACCCUUGGCUCCUCCACCUGAUGAAGCGAGCUGCUGUGGAAGAUCAGACUCUCUACACCUUUGACUCCACCUCCUGUCCUGUCCUGCCGCAACACGACAUCCAGACCGUCGCCAUCAUCAUUGUCACCAUCAAGGUGGUGUUUGGCCUGAACGACUGCACCGAGUGGGACUUGUGUGACGUGGACGACCAAUCAGAAGCUGUGUUUAGCCUGAGGAGGUGGUUCAGACUGACCCAGGCUGCUCUCAGGUCAGCUGAGCAGAGCAGAAACCAGCUUAUCUGCAGGACGCAGUGGAAGUCAGGCUGUGGGCUGUACCAGAACAGGAGGUCCAGGAGUCUGGGACUGAAGAGGAAACGAACCUCAGAUCAGGUCCAGCGGUGUUUUCAGAACCUGUCUUCUCCUGUCGCCGCCCGACGCUGCUCCAGUUCCAGUUUCAGGUUCUGUUGGGGGGGUGAUGAUGGAGCAGACGGUCCCAGUCUGCACCACCAGAAGUUGACUUCAGUCCUGACAAUGAACCACAACAUGCUGACUCCCACCAACGCCACCUACUGGCUGCCAGCUCGCUGCACCUGUUACCUUGACAUGCACAAGAGCCACUUCCAGGAUAUGAAGGCGUGGCUUCCUCACUCCUUCCUACAGCUGCUGAACUUCUUUUCUUUCCUUAUUGAUGUCAAGCCGACAGUUCUGUUCCAGGAAGUCCUGAACCUGGAGAGACGGCUGCUGGGACACAACAGCAGGACCAGGACUAAGACCAGGACCAGGACCCUGGGUCAGGGAACUGAGACCGCAACAUGAAUCUGGAGAUAAAACUACUGGACAACCUGUGGACACCUGUGUAAGGACAAGACCAAGACGAGGACCCGUUGUAAGACUGAGACUGGACUCCACAGAGACACCUACUGGUCAGAAAAAACAUUCAUGGACUAACCAUGGCCAUGACCAGGUUUAGAUCAAGUUCAUCUUUUGUGCUGGUCCAGCACCAGGAACAGUUUGAUUCUGGUUUGAUAUUAAACCAGAACAUUUUAAAUUUUUCAUAAAAAUGGAAAAGUUCAUGAAAAAAUAACAAUGUUUGUGUUCAUUGGUGUUGUGGUUGUAGUUGGUGUUGGUUGAAAACAAACAAUGUGGAAAAAUUAGAUUGAUGUUAUUGCUCCUCUGGUGUUGUCUGUUGUUACUGCAGUCACAGUGAAGUGAGGUCAGUGUUGUGAAGGUGAUGUGAGGACUGUGUGCCCCCCUCAGGUCAACAGAGGUAACUGCUGUCUGUCUUGUUGCUAUGGAAACGAACCUAACGCUGAAUAGUUGCCUGGCAACAGUGAACUUGCAAAUGAGACUAAAAGUUUUUAAACCGUGCAGUCCUUAAACGACCUCUACAGGUAAAAAGAGGUCACAGCAGCUAGAGGUACUGAUGAAAAAGCACUGGACUAAAAUUACGCUUAUUGUAUGUCUGUAGACUAGUCCUAAAACUGUCACUGUCUGAUUGGUGAACCAUGGUAGUAGCAGCAGUAAUAACAGUGAAAGAAAUAAUGUAAAAAAAAAAAAAAUUCCUUUUAUGUUAUUGCUGGGAUGUCAGUACAGGUCUGUGAUGGUAUUAACAAUGACUGUAUCAACAACAAAGGCGCUGCUGCUGGAGUGUGCACGAGUUCAGAGUGCACGUGUGAAGAGGGAGGAGGGAAGUGUGCUGCUGCCCUUAAACUCCACCCUGGAAUGCUGUACUGGAGUUGUUUACAACCUGGAGCUGGGGAAAAGGAGUCCCUGAGUUCAUGGAGGAGGAGGAGGUGAUGCAGACAAAGUGAGGAGCAAAGAUGGAGGAAAAUGAAAGAAAAAAAAAGACAAAGAGAUGAAGCUGUAGCAACAUCACUGCCUGAAUGGUUCAUUUCAUAUCAACGCUUUUCUCCAUGAGUCGAUCUACAGAAAUCAUCCAUCCAUCCAUUUUCAUCCGCUUAUCUGUUAUCGGGUCACAGGAGCAGCGGUCUCUAUGACCGCCACCCAAAUCACACUGCACUGUAACAACCCCCCCUGAACCUUCCUGUGGUGGUGAGUCCAGUGGAAGGUACCAACCGCCCUAACAGGGAUUCCAUCUUGCCCAGGAGGUGAACCCUGGGGUUUUACACCAACGACAGAGACGUUGGCUGUGGGUCAAAGCGCCACCAAAGGAAAUCAUUAGAACAUGAAUCCAUUUAACCAAUGUUGUCUUCUGUUCGCAGCUACAGAAAUUCCUGAACAUUUUAAGGACGUUUUGUUCUGAGUUAGAUUCAAGUCCACAGGGAGGCGCUCGUGCCAAUAAAAUAUAUUUCUUUGUUUCCUAAA
Cynoglossus semilaevis (tongue sole) is the source of this 3847-nucleotide messenger RNA. RefSeq names its product TATA box binding protein (Tbp)-associated factor, RNA polymerase I, B (gene taf1b). Lineage: Eukaryota; Metazoa; Chordata; Actinopteri; Pleuronectiformes; Cynoglossidae. Gene Ontology annotation, biological process: nucleolar large rRNA transcription by RNA polymerase I; RNA polymerase I preinitiation complex assembly. Gene Ontology annotation, cellular component: RNA polymerase I core factor complex; RNA polymerase transcription factor SL1 complex. Bases 707 to 2338 code for a protein of 543 amino acids. The transcript is spliced from 15 exons. The record is from RefSeq and is a predicted model, not a curated record. Gene Ontology annotation, molecular function: RNA polymerase I core promoter sequence-specific DNA binding.